Messenger RNA from Serendipita indica DSM 11827, 1518 nucleotides. The record is from the annotation of a GenBank genome assembly. Lineage: Eukaryota; Fungi; Basidiomycota; Agaricomycetes; Sebacinales; Serendipitaceae.
AUGAGCAGCAGUAGGAUCCAUAUUAACAUCUCCCAUGCGCAUAGUCAAGCCGCAUCAUGGUGUCUCCAUCGUCUCAAAUCGAGCAAGGAAGGACUUAAGUUCAAUAUAUGCCGAAUCGAGUCGUCCUUUUAUCUGAAUAGGCAGAUUCCAGACCUCGAGGCGCGGGUAGCAAGCUUCAUUUCACGGAGGCUUCGCUAUGCCAGUUUGCACUGGCCGUUCCAUGUGUCAGCGAUGGAUGAUGGCUCAGGACACAAGCUACAGAGCGAACUGGCACAUAUAGUCAAAAGUCCUUUCGCACUCUACUGGAUGGAGAUAUUGAGCAUGACAGGAGGAGUGAUGCGAGCAAUAUCUGGACUUCGAGCUGCUGCACAACGUCAGAGCAUUGAAAAGAAGACCAGGACUCGGAUGAAUGACAUUAAACGAUUCUUGAUGGCAUUUUCCGUACCUAUACAAGACAGCACUCCUCAUAUAUACAUCUCAUCACUCCCAUUCAGCCCGAGAAGGUCAACGCUACAUAUUGAGGGCCUAAAAAAGCAUAUGAAUGCGCUUUUAGUGGCUAGGGGCCUUGACGAGACGUAUCCUGGGCUCCCCAGAAUACUCCAAGGUCAUCAAGACUGGGUCAGCGCUGUCGCAUUCUCGCCAGAUGGCUCGCGAAUUGUCUCUGGCUCACAUGACCAGACACUUCGACUGUGGGAUGCAGAGACUGGCCAGCCGUUGGGAGAGCCACUCCGAGGUCAUCAAGACUGGGUCACCGCUGUCGCAUUCUCGCCAGAUGGCUCGCGAAUUGUCUCUGGCUCAGGUGACAAGACACUUCGACUGUGGGAUGCAGAGACUGGCCAGCCGUUGGGAGAGCCACUCCGAGGUCAUCAAGACUGGGUCGCCGCUGUCGCAUUCUCGCCAGAUGGCUCGCGAAUUGUCUCUGGCUCGGAUGACAUGACAAUUCGACUGUGGGAUGCAGAGACUGGCCAGCCGUUGGGAGAGCCACUCCGCGGUCAUCAACACUCGGUCACCGCUGUCGCAUUCUCGCCAGAUGGCUCGCGAAUUGUCUCUGGCUCAGGUGACAAGAUAAUUCGACUGUGGGAUGCAGAGACUGGCCAGCCGUUGGGAGAGCCACUCCGAGGUCAUCAAGACUGGGUCAGCGCUGUCGCAUUCUCGCCAGAUGGCUCGCGAAUUGUCUCUGGCUCAGAUGACAAGACAAUUCGACUGUGGGAUGCAGAGACUGGCCAGCCGUUGGGAGAGCCACUCCGAGGUCAUCAAGGCUGGGUCACCGCUGUCGCAUUCUCGCCAGAUGGCUCGCGAAUUGUCUCUGGCUCAGAUGACUGGACAAUUCGACUGUGGGAUGCAGAGACUGGCCAGCCGUUGGGAGAGCCACUCCGAGGUAAUUCAGCCCAGAUCAGCACUGCUAGGUUCUCGCCAGAUCGUACACGAGUUAUUUAUGGUUCAAAUGACAACACAAUCCAAAUCUGGAGGGUGCACAAUUGUGAGUAUAUUUCUUUGCCUUAUAGUGUCACAACGUGA